Fragaria vesca subsp. vesca is the source of this 1236-nucleotide messenger RNA. Its product is annotated as enzymatic polyprotein-like. The transcript has a single exon. NCBI's taxonomy places the organism in Eukaryota, Viridiplantae, Streptophyta, Magnoliopsida, Rosales, Rosaceae. The coding region runs from base 1 to 1236 and encodes 411 amino acids. The record is from RefSeq and is a predicted model, not a curated record.
AUGGCCAUUCUGGAACCACCAGUUUCCGGGGAGGACCCCUCAUCGGCUGAGUCAUCGGAGGAUGAACCCCCCACCGAGGUCGACACCGUCGUUCCUCUCCACGCCAUCACCAAUACUAAGCUUAGUGAUAUGAUGCGCUUCAAGGGUUCGAUUAAUGGCAACAUCAUCGACGUCUUUGUCGACUGCGGCUCAGCGGUUAAUUUCCUCCACCCUGCCGUCGCCGCACGAUUGGACCUCCCGCGCACUACCGCGGAACCACUUAGGUUCACAUCUGCCACCGGUCAGACAGCCAAACCUUCCGGCCUCGCAUGCAGAGUAACAGUGAAAAUACAGGAGUAUGAGCUCACAGAUGACUUCCUCCUCCUACCGGUGCCGGGCUGCGACCUUCUCCUCGGUGCUCAAUGGUUGGACACCCUGGGUUUCAUUGGCUGGCACUUCUUUGAGAAAGUGAUGAUGUUUGUGGCAAAUGGCAAACACCAUGUUCUUUAUGGCAUCAAGCAGCUCCCGGCAACUGAACCAUCGCACAACUUGAUGGCCAUUCUCGCACAGGAGCAAAUAGACUAUGCCACCCUCGGGCCAACGGUCCCUCAAGACGAGGCCCACUGCCCCCAAGUCCAGCAACUGUUGACUGACUUUCACAUGUUGUUUGAAGCCCCGAUAGGUUUGCCACCAAUACGGGCCAUCGAUCAUCGCAUCCCACUCCUCCCAUCCGCUAGUCCAGUUAAUGUUCGUCCUUACCGGUACCCCUAUUCGCAAAAGGCAGAGCUCGAGACCCAAGUCAAUGGGAUGCUUUCCAAUGGUCUUAUCUGCCCUAGUCAAAGCCCUUUUUCUUCCCUGGUUUUACUAGUUUGGAAGAAGGAUAAGGCAUGGAGGUUUUGUGUGGAUUACCGUGAUCUCAACGCGGUCACCAUCAAGGUUCGCUUCCCGAUUCCGGUCGUGGACGAACUUUUAGAUGAACUCCAUGGUGCCCGAUAUUUUACCAAAUUGGAUCUCCGUGCCGGGUAUCACCAAAUUCGGAUGUGUGAGCAAGACAUUCACAAGACGGCAUUCCGUACACACAACGGCCAUUAUGAAUUCGUGGUUAUGCCAUUUGGUCUUUCUAAUGCUCCUAGUACUUUUCAAGCUUUAAUGAACCUUGUGUUCAAACCGCUUUUGCGCAAAGAUCAUAGAAUGCAUAUAUUGACACAUAUAUUGUCAAUGUCUGCAUAUAUUGUGAGAAAAUCUGAAAAUCUAUGA